AUGAAUGACAUCGAUACGGUGCUCUCCUUUUUGGCAAUGUUCGACCAGAAGGAAGCCCUUGACCUUCACAAGAAGCUCAUCAACUCAGCCAUUGCGACUGGCGUUAGAAGAUUUGCCCCCUCGGAGUGGGCUGCUGCGAGUAACAGUGGGAUCGCUCAUUACCAAUACAAGGACGACGUCCGGAAGUAUCUGGAAGAAACCAACUCGAACCAGCACAAGAUCGAGUAUUGCCUGUUCCAGCCAGGCAUAUUUACAGAUUACGUCGGUUAUCCUCGCGCACAACCAAAGCAUUUCGAUACCUUUUCUAUGUUUGUAGACUUCCAGAAUCGAAGGGCCAUCAUUCCAGAGGACAGCGAUGCUCCAGUCACCUUCACUUCUCUUCGAGACAUGUGCCGACUUGUGGCACAUGCCUUGGAAUACAAUGGAGUAUGGCUUACUGUCGGUGGCAUGCAAGGGACGGCAUUUACUGUUUACGAGCUUAUUUCACUGGGCGAAAAGCUUCGAGGCCCGUUUAAAGCUGAAAAGAUCUCUAACGAGGAUCUGGAGACUCGGAACGUUACGACUUCUUGGUAUCCUGUAAUAGAGCACCAGGCGGUUCCGGACGAGAUGAGGGAGCAAAUGUCUAAAGGUAUUCUUCUAGAAUACAUGGCCAGCAUUAAGAGAGGCGUGUGGACUGUAUCGGAUGAGUGGAAUAAGCUCCUAACUGACUUUGAGUUCACCUCUGCAGAAACCUACUUAAAGGAUGUUUGGCUAUAA
Molecule: messenger RNA, 756 nt
Organism: Fusarium proliferatum ET1
Lineage: Eukaryota; Fungi; Ascomycota; Sordariomycetes; Hypocreales; Nectriaceae
Product: related to 2`-hydroxyisoflavone reductase
Exons: 4
Coding region: 1-756 (251 amino acids)
Source: RefSeq, a predicted model, not a curated record